AUGGUUUUAAAAUCUACUUCUGCAAGCAAUGUUUCUGUUUAUCAAGUAUCUGGUACGAAUGUCUCAAGAGCAUUACCAGACUGGAUAGCGAAGAAACGUAAAAGAACAUUGAAAAAUGAUUUAGAGUACCAAAAUCGAGUGGAGUUGAUCCAGGACUUUGAAUUUAGUGAGGCAUCAAACAAGAUUAAAGUAUCUAGAGAUGGUCAAUAUGCUAUGGCUACUGGUACUUAUAAGCCACAGAUCCAUGUUUAUGAUUUUGCGAACCUUUCAUUGAAGUUCGACAGACACACAGAUUCAGAAAAUGUUGAUUUCCUGUUAUUAUCAGAUGAUUGGACAAAGAGUGUUCAUUUACAGAAUGAUAGAAGUAUCCAAUUCCAAAACAAAGGUGGUCUCCAUUAUACUACUAGAAUUCCCAAAUUUGGUAGGAGUUUAGCGUACAACGAAAUAAACUGUGAUUUAUACGUGGGAGCAAGUGAAGAUGAAUUAUACAGGCUUAAUCUAGAACAAGGUAGAUUUCUGAAUCCUUUCAAACUAGAGACGAAGGGUGUCAACCACGUUUCUGUAGAUGCGACACAUGGGCUUGUUGCAGUAGGUAUGGAGGAUAGCGCUGUUGAGUUCUGGGAUCCUAGAGCUCGCUCAAGAGUGUCAAUUUUGAGACUAGAGAAUCAAAUAGAUAGCUCGCCUUUUCAAGUCUCGACUACUAGUUUCCGGAACGACGGACUAAAUUUUGCCUGCGGCUCGACUAACGGCUACGUAUAUCUGUACGAUUUGCGUUCUUCGGAACCUUCGAUCAUCAAAGAUCAAGGUUAUGGAUUCGAUAUAAAAAAGAUUAUAUGGCUUGAUGGUGUUGGAACCGAAAACAAAAUAUUAACCAGUGAUAAAAGAAUCGCUAAAAUCUGGGACACUGUGGAUAGCAAAGCAUAUGCUUCAAUGGAGCCUAGUGUUGAAAUCAAUGAUGUCGAACAUAUUCCUGGAACUGGUAUGUUUUUUACAGCAAAUGAAGGAAUACCAAUGCACACUUAUUAUAUCCCAAAUCUAGGACCAUCGCCACCUUGGUGUUCAUUUUUGGAUUCUAUUACAGAAGAACUGGAAGAGAAGCCAAGCGAUUCAGUAUAUUCAAACUAUAGAUUCAUUACUAAAGAUGAUGUAAGAAAGUUGAGUAUUAGUCAUCUGGUGGGUUCAAAUGUUCUUAGAGCCUAUAUGCAUGGUUAUUUCAUCAAUACAGAACUUUUUGAUAAAGUUUCUUUGAUCGCAAAUCCAGACGCUUACAAAGAUGAGAGAGAGAGAGAAAUUAGACGUAGGAUCGAAAAAGAGAGAGAAUCUAGAAUUAGAACAUCUGGAGUUUCCAAGAAAUCCACUAUUAAAAUCAAUAAAUCUUUGGCCGAGAAACUAUCACAGAAACGUGGUGAUAAAGCAGCUGAGAAAUUAUUAUCAGACGAUCGUUUCAAAGAAAUGUUCGAAAAUGAGGAAUUCCAAGUUAACGAGGAUGAUUACGAUUACAAGCAAUUGAAUCCUGUGAAAUCUGCCAGAGAAACUACCGAGGGUGCAGCAAAACGUAUAAGAGCACUGACGGCGGCAGAAGAAUCCGAUGAAGAAAGAAUUGCACUGAGAGAGGGUCGAGCUGAUGCGAACGAUUCUUCGAGUGAUGAUGAAUCCAGUAGCGAAAAUGAAGAAGAACGAGAGCAAAUAAGCAGAAUGGAACAAAAGAAGCUACAAAAACAACAGAAAGUCAUAGAAAGAAGAAAGCGUGAGAAACACAAUUCAGAUCAAUUUAUGAGUAAAAUGAGCGUAAGCGCUCUUAAUGAUGAAGAACAAGAAUCUCGAAAGGUCACCUUUGGAGAACAAGUGCGAGAAGCAACCGAAGCUGAUAGCAUCAGUAAGAGUGACGACUCCGUGGUACGCCGCACUCACAGAGGUGAGGCGGAACUUACGUUCAUUCCGAAGAGUUUUGAAGUGAAGAAGCAGCAGCAUAGGAGCCCUUUGAAAGGUUCAGAGGAUAACGAGGAAAACCCAAGGGACACGGGUAGAUCAAGACCAAGGUCUGAUGGCAGAAGGCGUGCAAGCAAGAAUGCUUUCCGUGGUAUGUAG
Zygotorulaspora mrakii is the source of this 2088-nucleotide messenger RNA. It is a transcript of the gene ENP2, whose product is annotated as ribosome biosynthesis protein ENP2. NCBI's taxonomy places the organism in Eukaryota, Fungi, Ascomycota, Saccharomycetes, Saccharomycetales, Saccharomycetaceae. Gene Ontology annotation, cellular component: small-subunit processome; nucleus; 90S preribosome. The coding region runs from base 1 to 2088 and encodes 695 amino acids. The record is from RefSeq and is a predicted model, not a curated record. Gene Ontology annotation, biological process: maturation of SSU-rRNA from tricistronic rRNA transcript (SSU-rRNA, 5.8S rRNA, LSU-rRNA). Gene Ontology annotation, molecular function: protein binding. The transcript has a single exon.